Molecule: messenger RNA, 3676 nt
Organism: Hibiscus syriacus
Lineage: Eukaryota; Viridiplantae; Streptophyta; Magnoliopsida; Malvales; Malvaceae
Product: clathrin interactor EPSIN 3-like
Exons: 15
Coding region: 226-3456 (1076 amino acids)
Biological process (GO): endocytosis
Cellular component (GO): plasma membrane; clathrin vesicle coat; endosome
Molecular function (GO): clathrin binding; phospholipid binding
Source: RefSeq, a predicted model, not a curated record
CUAACGCACGUAUUUCUCUCUCACUUCUUCUCAUUUGUUUAGCGUAAAAUAUUCACAAAAUUUUAGAACUCUUGGUGAUUUCCUCUUCAUUUUUCUCUCUCACGGAGACGAUCCAUUUAAUACAUAAAAAAUAGAAAAUUCCUUCUUUUCUUUCAGAUCUGCGGUUUCAGUUUUAGAUUCAAUCAGGCCAAGGUUCAGAGCUGGCUCAUUCUGAAAGCAGGGGCGAUGAAGAAGGUUUUUGGUCAAACUGUUAGAGACCUUAAGAGAGGGGUUAAUAAGAAAGUUCUUAAAGUUCCUGGAAUAGAGCAGAAGGUUCUUGAUGCUACUAGCAAUGAGUCCUGGGGUCCUCAUGGAUCACUCCUGGCAGAUAUUGCAUUGGCAACAAGAAGCUCUCCUGAAUACCAGAUAAUCAUGGCAGUACUGUGGAAACGUAUGAAUGACACUGGAAAGAAUUGGCGUCAUGUAUACAAGGCUUUGACUGUUUUGGACUACCUUGUUGCUCAUGGAUCAGAGCGUGUCAUAGAUGACAUCAGAGGACAUACGUAUCUAAUAACGACUUUGUCUGAUUUUCAGUAUAUUGAUUCCAGUGGAAGAGACCAAGGUAGCAAUGUCCGAAAAAGAUCUCAAAGCCUUUUGGGCCUUAUAAAUGAUAACGAAAGAGUAACUGAAGUAAGACAAAAGGCUGCAGCUAACAGGGACAAGUUCCAAAAUAAUUCAGCAGGUGGAAUGUGUAGGCAGGGUUCAGGGGGAUAUGGCAACAGAUAUGAUUAUGAUCACCAUGGAAGCAGGGAAGAGAGUCAGAAUGGUUAUGGAAGAGAUGGAGAAUAUGGCUUUAGAGAUGAUGAUCGGUACGGAAGAUAUGCGGAUUCAAAUGGUCGCGAUGGAAGAGAUCAUGAAGAUCACAACAGAAGAGAUGGUUACAAGGACAAUGACUACAGGGGUAGAAGAGUUGAUGGUGAUCAAUAUGGAACAAGAAGUAGGGUCUCUGAUAGGGACCGAGCUUUUGACGACGAUGGUUCUUCAUCUUGGGGCAACGGUGCUAGAGUUGAUGAUCAUUCUCAGGAUGGAAGGCAGCUUGAACAGAAAUUUCCUGAACAAAAUAUUGGUGCUCCUCCUAGUUUUGAAGAAGCUGUAAGUGAAUCUCAGAGUCCUUCCCAUACUGAAAGGGAUGGAGAAACUUCAGCAGCAGCUGUUUCCAUGGCUUCUUCUGCUAGCAAUAACCCUAACCAAAUAGCCUUUGAUUUUGGUAAUUCAGCAUCUCCUCCAGAUCAAAAAGUGAAGGCUUUUGAUGAAUUUGAUCCACACAGUUCAGUUUCAGCUGGCCAUGCCUCUACUACUAUUCCUGGUGCUACACCCGCCCCUGCUUCUGCUGUUCCUAUUGCUUCCAGCUAUGCCGAAAUAGACUUACUUGGUGAUCUAUCCGGUUCAUUGGCUAUUGUACCAACGACUCAUACAAUGCCUUCUGAUGAGGGUGAUGCCAGCUCACACUCAGGUGCUAUACCCACCUUUGCUGCCAAUCAAUUCGCGUCUGAUUUUGGCGAUCAGGGUUUUGAUGAUCCAUUUGGUGACGAUCCUUUCAAAGCAUUUCCUUCAACUGAUGGCCAAUUUCAGCAACAAAUAUCAACUUCUAUGCCUACUUUCCAGCCUACAACGAAUCAAAAUAUGGAAGUUCCUCUGGCACCUUCUACAAAAUCCAAGACAAUUGCAGACUUCAACUUUGGAGACUCGUUUUCUGCUGAUGCUUACUCCAGCUCCAGUGUCUCUGCUUUUCAGCCUCCAUUAGCAAGCUCUCAAUUUUUUCCUCAAGAAAUGUCAACUCCAAUUCAGGAAAGUGAUCUUUUGGAGGGUAUCCUUCCACGUUCUGGAUCUGCAUAUGACGUGGCUUCUCAUGCAGCAUUUUUAGCUCCAACCAACCAAUCUUCUCCACCAGUACCUACUUAUAACCAACCAGCACAGCAAGAUACCUAUGGUCAACUGACACAGUCACGUGCUCAUAUGUAUAGUCAACUGACACAGUCACGUGCUCAUAUGUAUAGUCAACCCACACAGCCAAGUGCUAAUCUGUAUGACCAACCUGUGCAGCCAAGUGCUUCUCCACAUGACCAAUCUGCACUGUCAAGUGUUAAUCCUUAUGGCCGACCACCAAAGUCAAAUGAUGAUCCUUAUGGCCAACCCGCACAGCCAAAUGCUAAUCCCUAUGAUCAACUGUCUCAGCCAAAUGUGAAUCCAUAUGGCCAACCUGCACAGCCAAAUGCUAAUCCAUAUGCCCAACCUGCACAGCCAAAUACUAACCCAAAUGGCCAACUAGCACAGCUAAAUGCUAAUCCGCAUUGCCAACCUGUCCAAGCAAGUUCUAAUCCAUAUGCCCAACCAAUGGAAUCAAGUUCGAAUAUUACAUAUGGUAAUUUUAAUACACAGACUGUGUCUAUGGGCCCUCAAAUUUCAGUGUCUGCAUCACGGAGCAGCAAUGGGAGUUUCAUCUCUCAGGUAGGUUCUAACACUCCUGUUAGUUCACACGGGGCUGUUCAACCUCAAAAUCCUGCUGAACCAGCUACCCAGGUUAACACUGGAAACUUCAUUCCGCAGAAGGGUUAUGGUGUGUCAGUUGCUUCGCAGAGUGCUAAUCAAACCACAAAAGCACCGGGUGCACAAGAUAACAACAAUAUCGUAGGUGGCUUAUUCUUGCAGCCAGGAUCAGCCACUUCAAUAUUACCACAGGCAUCUCCUCAGUCAACAGAACUUGCUAUUGUUCCGCAACCAUCAAAUAAAAAGUUUGAACCAAAGUCAGCAGUUUGGGCUGAUACAUUAAGCAGAGGGCUGGUCAAUUUGAAUAUAUCUGGACCUAAAACAAACCCAUUGGCUGAUAUCGGAAUCGACUUUGAUGAAAUGAAUAGGAAGGAAAAGAGGAUGGAAAAGCCUACCCUGAGUACAGUAACUUCUACUGUCACCAUGGGUAAAGCUAUGGGGUCUGGGUCUGGGAUUGGUCGUGCGGGUGGUAGUGUUCUCAGGUCUUCAGCAACUCCUAUGAUGAGUUCCAGCAUGGGCAUGGGCAUGGGCAUGGGUAUGGGUAUAGGAAACGGUGGUGGACCUGUUGGGAGUAUGGGCAUGGUAGGCUAUGGUGGUAUGAAUCAACAACCUGUGGCCAUGGGAAUGGGGAUGGGGAUGAACAACAUGGGUAUAAGUCCAAGCAUGGGAAUGGGGAUGAACAACAUGGGUAUGAGUCCAAGCAUGGGAAUGGGGAUGAACAACAUGGGUAUGAGUCCGAGCAUGGGAAUGGGGAUGAACAUGGGUGUGAACCCGAGCAUGGGAGUGGGGAUGAACAUGGGUAUGAAUACGGGCAUGGGAAUGGUACAGACAGCACACAUACAAUCACAAACUCUAAUGCCUGGCAGUUAUAACCCUAUGAUGGGCACAAAUGGUUAUUUUCAACAGCCAUAUGGUGGCAGUUAUCGAUGAGAAUGAUUUACCUCCCCAGAUGGAUUAGGAAGUUGCCAUACGCUUAUGAUAUAGAAUAAAAGAGAUUGAAAUAUUAAGCCCAAGCAUUGCCGAUGGAUCCUCGAGUCAAAUUAUGUAGUCACAAAUUGUCUUGCAGGGGCCUGAUGUGAUCCAUGUUUAUUCAUUCCAAUUUUUCUCAUUCUUUCUUAAGCAAUCGUACUAGUCGUAAUCUUUUGAUUCA